Messenger RNA from Dentiscutata erythropus, 123 nucleotides. Lineage: Eukaryota; Fungi; Glomeromycota; Glomeromycetes; Diversisporales; Gigasporaceae. The record is from the annotation of a GenBank genome assembly.
AUGUUCAAAGGUGGAAGCAAGUUCAUCAACACGCGUGAGAUUACUGAAAAGUUAUCUGAAAUGACUUCAGUCAGCAAGGAAAUUGAACUUCUAGAUGUUCCGGAUGGCUUUUGGAAUUUUUAG